AAUUAAGUAUAUUGGUAAUAAACUAGUACUUUAUAAAACAGAAUGUCAGGACUUGAAUUAGCAGCUGCAGCCGUGUUAGGAAGUCAAUUACUUGAUGCCAAAUAUCAUGUUAAAGAUGAUGUUUUAUUGAUUAGAAAAGUUGUUGCUUCCGCAGUACCAUUUUUAAUUAACUGUUAUAGAGGACGAGCCAGUUAUUGGUAUUAUUUUGAAAAAACUGUUUUCAAGUAUCCCAAUAAUUUGGCAGUUUCAUUCCCCCGUCCGUUGAAAGACGGACCAAGUGCUAAGAUUGAUGAAAAUGGAUAUGCUAUUUAUGAUGAUCAAUUUCAUUUGGAGCAAUAUACUUAUAAAGAAUUAUAUGAUAUGAUAUUACGUUUGAGUUAUAUUUUAAAAUUUGAUUAUGGGGUUACUGCAGAACAAACGAUUGCGGUUGAUUGUAUGAAUAAACCAUUAUUUAUUAUACUUUGGUUUGCAUUAUGGAAUAUUGGAGCAGUUCCAGCAUUUCUUAAUUUUAAUACUAAAGAUAAACCAUUGGUUCAUUGCUUGAAAAUUGCUAAUGUCAGCCAAGUUUUCAUUGAUCCAGAUUGUCAAGAACCAAUUAAAGAUACCGAAUCUUUAAUUAAUGAAGAAUUACCAAAUGUUAAAUUACAUUAUAUGAAUGAAGUUGAAUUAUUGAAAGUCUUGUCCGAUAAAACAAGACCAAAACAUCGGGCUCCGGAUCACACAAGAAGACCAGAAGAUUCUGAUCACUCUUGCUGUGCUUUGAUUUAUACUUCUGGUACCACUGGAUUUCCAAAAGCUGGGAUUAUGUCCUGGAGGAAAGCUUUUAUGGCUGCUGCAUUUUUUGGUUAUAUUAUGAAGAUUAAGAAAAAUUCAAAUAUUCUAACUGCAAUGCCAUUAUACCAUUCUACUGCUGCUAUGUUGGGAGUUUGUCCUGCUUUAUUAAGUGGUGCUUGUGUUUCGGUAUCUCAAAAAUUUAGUGCUACUACUUUUUGGACUCAAGCUAAAUUAUCUGGAGCCACUCAUAUUCAAUACGUUGGUGAAGUUUGUCGUUAUUUACUUAAUUCCAAACCCCAUCCUGAUCAACGAGCUCAUAAUGUUACUAUUGCUUACGGUAAUGGAUUACGUCGUGAUAUUUGGCCUGAUUUUAAAGAAAGAUUUCAUAUUCAAGGUAUUGGUGAAUUUUAUGCUUCUACUGAAUCUCCAAUUGCUACUACUAAUCUUCAAUACGGUGAAUUUGGUAUUGGUGCUUGUCGUAAAUAUGGUGCCCUUAUUAAUUUAAUUACUUCUUUACAGCAAAGAUUGGUUAAAAUGGAUCCUGAAGAUGAUAAUGAGAUAUAUCGUGAUCCAAAAACCGGAUUGGCUAUACUUGCAGAUAGAAAUGAACCAGGGGAAUUGUUGAUGAAGAUUUUGAAUGCUAAAAAUUCCGAACAAACUUUCCAAGGUUAUUAUGGUAAUAAGAAGGCCACUAAUUCUAAGAUUGUCCAUGAUGUUUUCAAGAAGGGAGAUGCUUGGUUUCGCUCAGGAGAUUUAUUGAAGAUGGAUGAUGAUGGAUUAUUAUAUUUUGUUGAUCGUUUAGGAGAUACUUUCCGUUGGAAAUCAGAAAAUGUUAGUGCAUCCGAAGUUGAAAAUGAAUUGGCUGGUACUAAAGUUGUUAAUCAAUCGGUUGUUGUUGGGGUUCGAGUACCAAAUCAUGAAGGUAGAGCUGGUUUUGCAGUUAUUGAUCCUAAAGAUGAGUAUUUGGAUACUACUAAACAUGAAGAAGUCUUGGCUAAAAUAUAUGAUCAUGUUAACCAUUCAUUACCCAAGUAUGCUGUACCACAAUUUAUUAAAAUUAGUAGAGAAAUUCAAGCUAGUCAUAAUCAUAAAGUGCCAAAGAAUCAAUUUAAGAAUUUGAAAUUACCAAAGGGAGAACUGGGUAAAGAUUUAAUUUACUGGUUAAAUGGAGAUCGAUAUGAAGAAUUGACUGAAGAUUCCUGGCUGAAGAUUAUGAGCGGAGCAUCUAAAUUAUGAGUAAGUUUUUUUAAUUCUAUUUAUAAGUAUGUAUUACAAUUAUAAACGUUUGAUUUUAAGUAGGUUAAAAUUGUAUUAAAUUAUUUAAUCAUAAGAGAAGCACCACCACCAGUAGAAACAUGAGAUAAUUUUUCAACAACCCCGAAUUUUUUAGCAACGGUAGCAUAAAUAAUUCUCUUGAUUUUGGACC
Hyphopichia burtonii NRRL Y-1933 is the source of this 2200-nucleotide messenger RNA. RefSeq names its product long-chain fatty acid transporter (gene FAT1). Lineage: Eukaryota; Fungi; Ascomycota; Pichiomycetes; Serinales; Debaryomycetaceae. The transcript has 3 exons. The record is from RefSeq and is a predicted model, not a curated record. Gene Ontology annotation, molecular function: long-chain fatty acid transmembrane transporter activity; long-chain fatty acid-CoA ligase activity. Bases 43 to 2010 code for a protein of 655 amino acids.